Magallana angulata is the source of this 2674-nucleotide messenger RNA. Its product is annotated as integrase/recombinase xerD homolog. Gene Ontology annotation, molecular function: DNA binding. NCBI's taxonomy places the organism in Eukaryota, Metazoa, Mollusca, Bivalvia, Ostreida, Ostreidae. The record is from RefSeq and is a predicted model, not a curated record. Bases 483 to 1151 code for a protein of 222 amino acids. The transcript has 3 exons. Gene Ontology annotation, biological process: DNA integration; DNA recombination.
CAACAAUUAUGUUAAUAAUUGUAUUUAUGUGUUGAAUGCUAUAAUUUUAUUUGCUUAUUUAUUGUAUUUUUCAUGUUUAUGUUUGAUUAGAUAAGUUGCAUUUCUUUCCCAGGCCUUGUAGUGGUCGUUGGCCAUAUAAUGUGAAUUUCCCUGCAGUGGUCACUGUCCAUGUCUAUUUUUAGCCCAAAUUCUUAGUCUAAAAACCUCCCAGUGACCUAUCAUGUAAUUGAUAAAAAUCCAAUGGUGAAAUUCUCCCCAAAUUUAAUUUAAUAGCCAAUCAAAUUAAGCGAUACGGUAACGUGGUUUGAUGCGGUCAGUAUCUGACCGGUGAGAUUAGGGUCAUUCUGUCUUCAUCUCUGAUAGUGUUAGCACGAGUAAUGUUUUGAUACAGUAAGUUUUGAAACGCAGUUUCUAGUUUUUUGUUGUAUGCGAUAUCGCAUGAUUAUUUGUGCUGGUUCUGGUUGGGGUACAAUAUGUAAACAAUGAGUAUUUUAAAUGUGUGCGUGAUUAGACAUUCUUACAUCAGAAGAUUAAGAGAUUAUGGUAUGCAGACAGAAACAGACAAUCUAAAUUUGGACCCUGAAGUGUUUAAAGUAUCAUUUAGAGGAAAAGGGGGUUUGAGAUUAAGCAAGCGUGUCUUCAGGUCGGAGAUUCUGCAUUUUGACUCAAUUCCCGAUGUGGUGUUUUUACAGAUUGGUGAAAAUGAUAUCUGUGAAAAUACAAACAGUGAGAAAUUAGCUAGGGAUAUUAUAUCUGUGGGACAGUAUUUAAGAGAUGGUGUUGGAGUAAAGGUAGUGAUAAUAGGCCAGUUAAUUCGCCGAAUGCAGUUUGCAUCAUGCCAAAAUUUUAACGUCUUUGUGGUUCAGACUAAUGAACAUUUGAAACGUUUUGCUGAGCCACUUGGUGGAAUUUAUUUCUGGGGACAUCGGGGGUUUUGGAAGGAUUUUCAUAAUUUAGGCCCGGAUGGUGUCCAUCUGCUGUGUACCCCUGCCGAGGACCAGCCCAUGAGGAAGUUUCGCCGCAGCAUUAGGAAUGCGGUGAUCCUGCACUCAAAAGUUUUGAGGCCACCAUUAUGCCACCCAAAAAGAGAGCCAGGAGAGAUGAUGUGGCAACUGGAGGAUUACCACCAACAACACCACCAACUGAAGUAAAUAAGGGGGAAAAAGGGCAAAAAUGAACCCGAAAACAGUCGGAGAAUGACACUGUCAAUGUGCUACCAAAUAUUGAUUAUGAACUUCUGGCAAAAGAAAUUGUAAACCAACAAAAAGCUGAUAGUGAGAAACAAAACAUCAGUGAAAGUGUUGGGCAACCUCCGAUGGUGAAUUCUGUUGAGGAUACUGCACCAGUAGUUGGGGAAGCUACACCGGCCGCUGCCACAAUUCCUGCCUCUGCGGCUGCCACAAUUCCUGCCUCUGCACUUGGAACAUUACUGGAUAAUGUGUUCACAGAGAGCCAGGGAGGCAGCACCAUAUCUAGACCAACAACCAACUGCCAUUCCCGAGCAUCUAUUGCAGAUUUGUCCUCAACCACCCAAACAAUCUUAGUAGCAGCUUUGUCUCCCUCUGCACGUUUAUCAUACAGACGUUCAUGGGAACUUUUUCUCACAUUUCGAAAUAAUCCAGUGUCGUUACCUUUGUCUACCAUUGAUAUUUGUAAUUUUAUUGGUUUCCUGUUUGAAAAACAAUACAGUUCCAGCAGCAUUGCCUCACAUGUAUCUGCUCUGAGUUAUAUACACAAAAUUGUAAAUGCGCCUGAUCCAACACAAACAUUUAUUGUUCGAAAACUCCUUAAAGGAUGUCACAAGCUUCUUCCUUCACAAGAUGCUAGAUUACCAAUAACACUGAGUAUAAUGCACAAAAUUCUCUCUGCAUUAGUUUUCACUGUUCCAAAUGCAUCAAAUCGGGUACUUUUGCAAAGUCUUUUUCUUCUUUGUUUUAACGCCUUUUUACGUUUAGGGGAAGUUGUCACAAAAAAGGUAUCAGAUAAAGACAGAAUACUUCAAGUUCAAGACAUUACUUUUAUGGGAGAUAAGAACAAUCCUUCAGCAGUUCAACUUGUUUUACGAUAUCAUAAAUCACAAAAGAAAAAUGAUCCUAUAAUCAUAUCUAUAGAAACCAACCCUGUUUCCAAUUUCUGUCCAGUACAGUAUCUCUAUAGAUAUAGAUCACAUUUUCAACAUGUUUCAGGCCCCUUUUUUCAAUUGAUCAAUGGCUCUCCAGUCACAUAUUCUUAUGUUAGCAGUGAGCUUUCGAAAGCCAUAGCAUUUGCGGGUCUUGACCCCAAUAGAUAUAAAGGGCAUAGUUUUCGGAUAGGGGCAGCAACACAUGCUGCACAGUUAGGCUAUUCUGAGAGUUUUAUUCAGCAUUUAGGCCGCUGGAACUCCAAUGCAUUACACAGAUAUAUUAGAAUACAAUCGUUUCAACUGUAAUUAUUUCUAUCUACAAUCUUUCUUUCUUGUUUAACUGUUGGUACAUUUCACUAUAAACUGUGAUUUGUGUAUGUGUUCACAUCAGCAUCAACAAGUGCACAACUCACCUUGGAUGGCACAAUGGAAUUGCCAAUUGGCAUUAUGCAAUUCACAUUUGGUGGCAUGUUUUAUUUUUUGAGGUGCCAUCUUUUUGCUGGUUUUGUAUAUAUUGUAUAUAAUUUUGAACAAAAUAUUGUUUUUCUGUAU